AUGGCCAGCACAGCAGUCCAGCUCCUGGGAUUCUUGCUCAGCUUCUUGGGAAUGGUGGGGACCUUGAUAACCACCAUCUUGCCUCACUGGAGAAGAACAGCUCAUGUAGGCACCAACAUUUUAACAGCUGUAUCAUAUCUGAAGGGACUUUGGAUGGAGUGUGUUUGGCACAGCACUGGCAUCUAUCAGUGCCAGAUCUACCGGUCUCUGUUGGCCCUGCCCCGUGACCUGCAGGCAGCUCGUGCCUUGAUGGUCAUCUCCUGCCUACUCUCUGUCAUGGCCUCUACUUGUGCUGUCAUUGGCAUGAAGUGUACUCAGUGUGCUAAAGGCACUUCUGUCAAGAACAUCUUUGCUGUCUCUGGGGGCAUCCUCUUUAUCUUGGCAGGUCUUCUAUGCAUGGUGGCUGUCUCCUGGACAACCAAUGAUGUGAUAGAAAACUUCUACAACCCACUGCUACCAACUAGCAUGAAGUAUGAGCUUGGGCAAGCCCUCUACCUGGGUUUCAUUUCAUCAUCACUGUCUCUUAUUGGUGGGACUCUACUCUGCAUGUCAUGCCAGGAGGAUGAACCCUACUCAGAUUACCAGACACAGUCCAGAAGGGCAACAACAGCACCUCCAUACCAGCCUCCCACUGCUUACAAGGACAAUCGUGUUCCCUCAGUGGCAUCAGCUUCCCACAGUGGUUAUAGACUGAAUGACUAUGUGUGA
Messenger RNA from Dromiciops gliroides (monito del monte), 708 nucleotides. RefSeq names its product claudin 14 (gene CLDN14). Gene Ontology annotation, molecular function: structural molecule activity. Gene Ontology annotation, biological process: cell adhesion; bicellular tight junction assembly. Lineage: Eukaryota; Metazoa; Chordata; Mammalia; Microbiotheria; Microbiotheriidae. The transcript has a single exon. Gene Ontology annotation, cellular component: bicellular tight junction; plasma membrane. The record is from RefSeq and is a predicted model, not a curated record. The coding region runs from base 1 to 708 and encodes 235 amino acids.